UUGUCUAUUCUGAGUUCAACACACACUGAACACACAUUCAGAGGCUCCACCAGAACACACUGUAGCUCAAUAAGUCAGUAUGGAUUUGUAUGAGGUCAGGGGUCAUCUAGAUGUGAUCACAGAGGAGAUGACGCUCAGUGAGGAUGAUGAGAAGGCAUCUGAUGAAGAUGCAUUUGUGUUAGUGCAGGAGACACACACAUCUGAUGUGUUCUGCGAUCAGUGCAACACCCUGACACACAAGAGCGCUGCAGCACAUGCGCAGCACAGAACCAUCACACUCGACGUGGCCGCCCAGCAGAUAAAGGAUGAACUGUCUAAAUGCAGCAGUAAAUUAAGUGAGAAGAUUGUUGAGAUGGAGAACUUUGCCAGUAACCUGGAGGAGAUUUUCAUCACUGUGGAGGAGAAUUUUGGCCGUCAGGAACAGAAUCUGGAGCAGCACUAUAAUGAAGUUCUGCAGACGUUGUCACAGCGGCAUGACAAGCUCGCUGCCGAGUUGGACGAACAGAAGAAGCAAAAACUGGAGUUGUUGUAUGGCGAGCUACUAGACUGCGGCCAAACCCUCGAAACAUCAAAAGAGCUCAUUGAAAGAGCGCAGAAAGUCCAUCGCAGUCAAGACAAACGCGCCUUCCUGCAGGCCGUCAUGCCAAUUAUUAAAAGAGUCGAGCAAUUUGCUAAAAAGGAAGUGAAUGUGAAAUUGGGUGUUUCUCUGGACUUUGAUGCGCCCACUGCAGAUCUGACAGAAGUCAAACAGAUGAUGAACUCCAUUAAUGUGCUUCCAGCUCCGUCAGCUCCAGUUAUGAAUCCUCAGAUGGUUAAUUCAGCUACAGACUCAUCUCUUCGCGUUUGCUGGAGUUUGUUUUCUGACGACACUGUGGAAUUCUACGAGCUUCACUGGCGCCUGAUCAGUGACGACUGCAGCUUAGAAACCACACAAGAGGUGUGUCAGUUAAAGGUGAAGGAGACUCACUGCACUGUGUGUGAUCUGCUGCCUAACGCACAGUACGAGCUCUGGGUCACGGCCACCAACACCACCGGCAUCAGCCCAAGCAGCGAGAGAGCCGUUUACAUGACAGUACCUUUUCCCCCUGUCAUUAAGCCUCGCGAGUGUGUGAACAGUCUAGACAUGGCGUUGAUUCGCUGGGAGUCUGGAAACACAAACCCGGUGGAGUCAUACACACUGGAGUUCCAAGAAACCAACACAGACAGAAACUGCAUCACAACUGAGUCCAUCGUUGCAAUUCCAUCCUGCGAGUGUUUGGUGCAGCUGCAGCCAUGGAAACAGUACGUCAUCCACGUCAGAGCCGUAAACAUUGGCGGCCAGAGUGCAAGGAGUGAAUCAAUCAACAUUGCCACCACAGGUACGUAUUUUCACCUGUUGGAAGAAACAGCUCAUCCCAGUCUGUCGCUGUCAGCUGACGGUUUGACCAUGUUUUACCUGGAUGAAGAUCUGCCUCUGAGUCACAUGACAUUCAGUGACAACACCUUCGCCAGGUGUGUGGCGGUGCUGGGUGACCUGGUGCCCGUCAGGGGUCAGUAUUAUUGGGAGAUCGAAGUCGAUGAAACGACAGAGUUUCGCAUCGGAGUCGCGUAUGAAGACACGCAGCGCAACUCUUACCUGGGCGGGAACAACACGUCCUGGUGCAUGCGACACAUUCUCACGCCAUCCAGACAUAAAUACGAGUUCUUGCACAACGGUUGGACGCCAGACAUUCGCAUCACGGUGCCGCCGCUGCGGAUUGGUGUGUUUCUGGAUUGUGCUCGUGGAAUUCUCUCCUUCUAUAAUGCAGCACUGCAGCAGCACUUGUACACGUUCACCUGUCACUUCCUGCAUAACCUUCACCCUUGUUUUGCACUGGACAACCCCGGAGCCAUGACGCUCUGCACCGGAACACCAACUCCCGCUUACAUCACACAACACUGA
This is a messenger RNA of Myxocyprinus asiaticus (Chinese sucker), 1921 nucleotides long. RefSeq names its product fibronectin type III and SPRY domain-containing protein 2. Gene Ontology annotation, molecular function: protein binding. The transcript has 13 exons. The record is from RefSeq and is a predicted model, not a curated record. The coding region runs from base 80 to 1921 and encodes 613 amino acids. Lineage: Eukaryota; Metazoa; Chordata; Actinopteri; Cypriniformes; Catostomidae.